Messenger RNA from Endocarpon pusillum Z07020, 4347 nucleotides. RefSeq lists its product as uncharacterized. Bases 1 to 4347 code for a protein of 1448 amino acids. Lineage: Eukaryota; Fungi; Ascomycota; Eurotiomycetes; Verrucariales; Verrucariaceae. The transcript has a single exon. The record is from RefSeq and is a predicted model, not a curated record.
AUGGCUGACUCAAAACUCGAGCAGAAGUCUGCCCAGGCAGCGAAGAGGGAGAUCAAGCACCAGCCCACGCAAGCUCAGACUAACGAUGCGAAACAAACAAACCCGGAUUCACCACAGCAGAAGCCGAAGCAAGAGCCCGAGUCAAACUCCAAGCAAGACCCAGCGCAGAAAACCAAGCAAGUUCCCCAGAAAGCUGCUAAGCCGCCACCUAAGGAGCCCUUGAAGCAAUCGCAAACCGAGAAUCAGAAAAAGGAUCUCAAUGAUGGCGAAGACCUCACCACCAUACUGGAUGAGUCACAGCGCGGAGAGCUCACGCUCCUCAUUGCCAAUGCAACGGAAUCUAUGCGGAAGCUAAUUGAAGACAAUUUCAGCCCUAGUGCUGGAUUAAAUAAAGGCCUUCUACGAGAGAAUAUGACCGAGGAUGAGAAGCUCAUGAGUGCCGAAAUCGAUCCUGGCGCGGCAGAUGUGGCAGCCUUCGAUCGUGAAAGGAAGCUGAAAGAACAGUAUGAGAAAGAGCUGAACACACCUAAGAUGAAGGAACUCAAGCAAAAUGCCCUAAGAGCGUUUGACGAAUGGAGACAAACUGUUAUGGAGCGAGUAGGUCAGGUAGUCAACAGUGAACGUACAGCCAAAGGACAAAUGGAGCACGAAGCGAAGGCAGGAAAAGCACAGCCCCAAGCCCCAGACCAGAACCGUCUCGAAAGCGUCUUGAAAAAGCCGCCAAAUCAGGGUAUAAGACUCAAGUUCAAGGAUCUUUAUCCACCAACUAAAACUCAUCUGACGAAAAUGAGUAUGCAACAGAGGACGCUGAUUGUGCAUGCCCUGUUCCUCUUGCUAUUGUCUUUAGAGCACUAUAAUGCACCGUCGCGGGUGUUAUUAUUGCAUGUCGUAUCUUCACUCAAAUUGCCUCUCAAAACUUUCGAACAAGACGAGAGCACGGUUGCGAAAGGCCUUCUGGAAGCAGCCAAGGAGUUGACUGCGGAUGAGGAGACCAAGAAAAAGGCUGAAGCGAACAAGGAAAGUAGGAAAUGGAAGGUGGGUCUUGCAACAGCGGCUGGCGCUGCGGUAAUUGGCAUAUCAGGAGGGAUGGCGGCACCACUGGUGUCAGCAGGUGUUGGCACCAUCAUGGGCUCGCUUGGUCUUGGGGCCACUGCAGCUGCUGGAUACCUUGGAUCCGUCGCCGGAAGCGCGGUAGUCGUUGGUGGUCUGUUUGGCGCCUACGGUGGAAGGAUGACAGGUCAAAUGAUGGACCACUAUGCACGAGAGGUGGAGGAUUUCGAGUUUUUGCCAGUCCACAGCAGGAACAGGACAAGUGAAAAGGCUGAAGAAGGAGCCCAGCAAGCAAGCGAACACAACCACAAAUUGAGAGUCACGAUUUGCAUAUCCGGAUGGUUGACUGAGAAGGACGAAGUGGUCAGCCCUUGGAAGGUCAUUGGCAGAGGCGCAGAAGUCUUCGCGUUGAAGUGGGAGCUGGAAGCGCUGUUGAAUUUGGGCAAUGCCAUGAAUGGACUGGUGCAGUCUGCAGCAUGGGGAUAUGCCCAGCAGCAGCUCAUCCAGCAGACGGUCUUUGCAGAUCUGAUGGCAGCCAUGUGGCCCAUCGGUCUCGUAAAAGCUGCUGGCGUGAUCGAUAACCCGUUUAGUGUUGCUAAAGGAAGAUCCGAGAAGGCUGGCGAGGUUCUUGCAGAUGCGCUUAUCAACAGGGCGCAGGGAGAAAGACCCGUGACACUAAUCGGGUACUCGUUGGGGGCGAGGGUUAUCUACACCUGUCUGAUGGGCCUUGCCAACAGAAAGGCUUUUGGACUGGUUGAGAGUGCCGUUCUCAUUGGUGCUCCAACACCUUCGGAUACGAGCGAUUGGCGUACAAUGAGAACCGUGGUUUCGGCUCGGCUGGUCAACGUCUAUUCUGACAAUGACUACGUUCUCGGUUUGAUGUAUCGCACGAGCAGUAUUCAAUAUGGAGUUGCAGGCUUGCAGAAGAUCGAGGGACUCCCUGGCGUCGAAAACGUCAAUGUUAGCGAGGAUAUACAAGGUCAUCUUCGAUAUCGUUACCUCAUCGGCAGUAUCCUCAAGAAGAUCGGGUUUGAGGAUAUUGAUAUGCAGGCUGUCGAAGAGGAGCACGUCGCACUCGAGAAAAUGGAAAAGGAAGAAAAGAAAAACUCGCUGCGAGCACAGAAGAACAGGCUCCUCCGACGGCAAUCUACUGGCGGUGUGGAAGAUGAAGCUAAAGAGGCAGAGGACGAGGCGAACGAGAUCCAGAAACAGGUAGCAGAUAAGACACAGAAGAGCCUAGUGACAAGAGUGGUCGAGUACAUCUACCUGCCCAAGACGCCUUCUACAAAGGACAUCGAGAGGAAUUUAGGAAACAUUCAGAAGGCAGCUGCCGACCCAAGCGAGGCCGGCGCAGUCGCAAUGGAGGCACUCAAAGAUAUCCAAGCCUCCGGCCAAUCAUAUGCACAAUGGGCAGCGCAAAAGCUUCCUCACCUUCCAGGCAGAGGUGGAUCAGCCACCAAAGCUGCCACUGGUCCCAGUAAGGCAGCCACCGGGGCGACUGAUACUGCUUCAAAGACUGCUAGCAGUGCGGCGGCUACAGCGCAAAGCUAUACACAAGUAGCAGCAAGCUACUUACCAAGUCUGCGUGGAAGGUCUAGGAAGUCGUUCAAAGCCCCAGCCCAAGCAGCAGGGGAUACCGCGAAGACUGCAGAGAAGGCUGUUGGUCAAGUCCCAGGGGUCAGCAGCGUCAAGGAUACAGCAAAACCAACAGUGAAUGACGCGUCAAAAGCGGUGGGAGAUGCCGCUUCUUCUGGUAAGGACGCAGCACAAGGUGCAGCGGAGAAGGCCGAGGGCGCUAUUGAUCAAACGCCAGCAGAGGAUGUCAAAGAUACAGCGAAAUCGUCGGCAGCAGACGCAUCAGAAACUGCUAGUAAAACGGCCGAAGGGGCCAAAGAAGCCGUCAGUGAGGCUGUUUCUGAGGGUCGGGAGGCGGCUGGUGAGGCGGCUUCCACAGCCCAGGAGGGUAUCGGCGAUGCUGCGUCGAAAGGCCAAGUAGCGGCUGGGGAUUCCGUUUCCACGGCGCAGCAGAGCGUUGGGGAGGCUGCAUCAUCGACGCAAAAAGCUGCUGGCGAUACCGCCGGGAAAACUGCAGAAGCUGCCCAGAGUUAUACGUCAAAGGUUGCCGGAUAUCUUCCCACAUUCGGUAGUGGUAAGAAGGAUGCGCAGGACUCUUCCAAGGCUACAGGCGAAGUGGCGAAAGAGACUUCUAGGGCAGUAUCAGACGGUUCGAAAGCUCCCACGAAAGCUGCUGGAGAUGCUGCAAAGACGACUUCUAAAGCAGCAGAGAAAACUGCUGACACUGCCAAAGAAGUGGCAAAAGGGAAAAAGCCAUCAGUGUCCAAUGUGCGGAAGGCAGCGAGUAAUACAACGUCUGCUGCUCAAAGCUUCACAUCCCGAGCAACGGGAUACUUACCUAGUCUACCAAGUGUACCUGGACGCGGGAAAGAAGCGGCGCCAGCUGAUGACACGAGGAAGUCCUCCGAUGCUGGGAGAGCUGAUUCUCAAAAGCCACCGCCAAUUAUUCAUCAAGACUCGAGUAAGAAAGAAUCAGAAAAGAGCAAACAAGAACAGGAGGAUGGUAGGGACUCCUUACCGAAACCUGAAGAGCAGUCUUCCCUAUCUCGUGCAGCAGGCUACCUACCCAGCGUACCUUCAGUUCCUGGUUUCGGCGGAAGCAAAGCAGACACAAAACCAAAACCACCAGCCCCAGAUCGCAACCCAUCAGAGUCCAAGAAGAAAGCAGCACCCAAACUAGAAAGGAAACCCAGCCAAACACCAUCCAAAGCCACAGCGCCGAAGCUAGAACGAAAAGCCAGCUCGGUCACCAGAUCGAUACCGAAGCUCGAGAGGAAGAGCAGCGAAGCAGCCAAAUCAACCCCCAAAUUGGAGAAAGAACCCAGCGAAGCGAAGAAGUCGAUUCCCAAGCUGGAUCGAAAGACCUCGGGAGUUCAAGACUCUCCAUCUGCCGCCAAGCUGGAGCGAACCGUUUCUGGGGCACAGAAAUCCACCCCAAAGCUGGGUCGAGUACCAUCGGGUGUGAAAUCCCCACCCACAACGCCCUCGAAGCCCGCUAGGACGCCAUCAGGUGUGCAGCCGCCGAAGCCGAAUAGAACGCCGUCGGGUGUGCAGCAGUCGCCUUCAGCGACAGCGACAAAGCAGGCGGAGAAGACGACCUCAGGGGUUAAGUCUGCGGCGCCGAAGUUGGAUGGGCUGAAGAGGGGGCAGGAGAGUUUGCAGAAGAGUGUCUCGGGCUUGACGGGGACGUUGGGCGGGCUUGGGGGUUUGGGUAAGAAGUGA